Molecule: messenger RNA, 300 nt
Organism: Schizophyllum commune H4-8
Lineage: Eukaryota; Fungi; Basidiomycota; Agaricomycetes; Agaricales; Schizophyllaceae
Exons: 1
Coding region: 1-300 (99 amino acids)
Source: RefSeq, a predicted model, not a curated record
AUGCUCCGCUGCCAGGAAGACUCUUCGAUCGUCUGUCUUCUCGGGAAUGGCGACGCUCUCAAGGACGUACCAUCAGCGCAGGCUUCGUCUGCGACCCUCUUUGGGACGUACCAACGACGCAGCCUCCACCUCUGCGACGUCGCACCGGCUCCGAUGCGUCUCUGCGCUGCCUGCCCUGAUGCGUCUUUGCGCACCCUCGACGACGUCCUUGUUGCGAUCACGGUUCUGACUUCGAGGCGCAAACAGGCGCCCAAACGCUCGCCCGGUGGCGCUUCCGAAAUCACUCAAGGACUGACUUAA